Auanema sp. JU1783 is the source of this 1341-nucleotide messenger RNA. NCBI's taxonomy places the organism in Eukaryota, Metazoa, Nematoda, Chromadorea, Rhabditida, Rhabditidae. The record is from the annotation of a GenBank genome assembly.
AUGGCCAGUUCAUUUGGUCUAUUAUCAUAUUCAAUGGAUUCAUCACAGAUUAUUGAGCCUAUUCCGAAAAAACUUCGUUAUGAUAUCGAAUGUAUCACGUCUACCAAAAAAACCAUCUGUACCGAAAAUAAGGAAAACAGUCACUGUCAUCGAAAAGUGAAAGUUGAAGCUGAGGAUGUGAACGUAAUAUCCAAUGUGACAUCAGUUAUUCUUCCGCACAUGCCAUCAUCCUCCAUAUCAUCUGAUAUCAAAAACAAUCAUAUGGCGUCAUCAUCAUCACAUACCUCCAGUCCUCGCACGUCAUCUGAACGUGAUUUUGUUGAAGCUCAUGAUGAGAGCAGUGACAUUACUGUUAAAUCGUUCACAAACUGGAAUCCAAACGGUUCAUUGGCAUUACGUGAUCAGAAAAAUACAUCAGAGCUUACACCUGGACGUUCAUUAAUUGAAUACGAAGGCAAAUUCAAUAGUUUUGCCGAAUUUGAGGAAGUAUUUAACAAAUGGAAAGAUGCUGAGUUUCAUCCAUUCCGAGUUGCAUCCUCUGAAACUCUCAAGAAUCCAGAUGGAUCAAUCAAUACAACACACAAAUACCGUUAUGUUGUUUAUCAUUGUGCACAUUAUGGAAAUCCUCGUAUGCGUGGAAAUGGAAAGCGUCCCAAUCAAACCUAUUUACCAUGUGGUUGCAACGCCAUGCUCCGAUUGAAUUAUAAAUUUUCUGAGAGAGCAUUACGUAUCACUACUUUGAUUACGGAACACAAUCAUCCACAGAAUGAGGAAUAUUACAACAAAUCAAAAAAAGCGGCAAAAGCUGCUCGUCCAGCUCCCAUUAAAGCGAAACGACGUGCCACGUUAGCACCAGCUCAACAGCAAACUGUCCUUCACAGGCCUCAGCCUAUCCAACAGUUGCCUCAGUCGAUUCAUUUGCGACACUCUGAAUCUCCAUCGUCAUCUGAACAAGAAAUUCAUUCGUCAUCACCUUCAUCAGUUGUGUCAACAGCUCAAAGCAGCCCAGCUUUACCUGAUUUGCCGAGACCAAUUCCCUUGAUGUUGCCUAAUCCCGGUAUAGCAAUGCCAGCUGCACUGCCUAAUGCAACAACUGUUAUGUACCAACAACAGCUACUGAAUGUUCUCCUAGCUCAACAGAAUCUACUUCAGCAAAAGGAGAAUUUGCAACUUCUAGCACAACAGUUGCAAGUCCAACAACUUCAACUACCAUAUGCUACAGCUUCAUCAGAUCUGUUAGUCUCGCCCAUGACUGACAUGAAGAAGGAUAUGAUCUCUGUAUCCAGUGCUCAAGUGUCCUUGAGCUCAGAUAAUGACCAAAAAAUUUUUGUAACCGUCUAA